Molecule: messenger RNA, 4592 nt
Organism: Pieris rapae (cabbage white)
Lineage: Eukaryota; Metazoa; Arthropoda; Insecta; Lepidoptera; Pieridae
Gene: Nhe2
Product: sodium/hydrogen exchanger 3
Exons: 20
Coding region: 304-3627 (1107 amino acids)
Biological process (GO): regulation of pH; sodium ion transport; proton transmembrane transport
Cellular component (GO): membrane
Molecular function (GO): sodium:proton antiporter activity
Source: RefSeq, a predicted model, not a curated record
UAGGGCGGCCGCCCAGUCGCGGCUCUAUCGGCCGCCGGCGCGAACACGCUUCCAACGCGCGAUCGAUACCUUUAAACCCCUACACCUUCAAAUUAAUACAAAAAACAACAUUACAAUAACAGUGAUAAUUAACACAUGUUAACCUAAAGUGAGUUGGUUUUAUUUGCGAUGCUGAAACUAAUAUCGACGGCUACUGUAUAACACCUGAUCGUCAUUUCCUUACCAGCGUUAAACGGGUUCAAAUGUGAAAAUGUUAAAAUAAAGUGUUGUGUGUAAAUGUGCGAGAGGUGAUUUCUAGUAGAUAUGACGUCGCUCAAGCAUGGCGUCAACCUGAGCCGGAGGGCUUGCAGGCGAGCGUUUGGUCUCUUCAUAGCUGCUGCUUUUUUGACUGUCGCCAACACAAAUCCUAUUGAAAGUACGACAAAAUCCAGUCCGUCCAUUGCAGUAGAUGGGAUCUCAACGUAUCCGGGGCUUGGCUUUGGGCCCAUGGGUCCUGUGGCCCCAUUACCCGGAGAGCCGCCGGGGACCCAGUUGCGCCAGAAGCAAGAAAUCACCACAGCUACCCCAUCAACAGAAGAGCCGAAGAAGGAAAGAACACUUGUAAUAGCAGCGUUUGAGUUUCAUCGUGUAGAAACACCAUUCUUGAUUGGAUUAUGGAUUUUCUUUGCGAGUAUUGCCAAAAUAGGAUUCCACAUGGCUCCUAAACUAUCAAAAAUGUUCCCGGAAUCCUGUCUCCUUAUAUUCGUGGGGGUGCUAAUUGGGGCCCUGCUGCUAAGCACUCAUAGUGUCCACGUACAGCCACUCACACCAGACACAUUCUUUCUCUACAUGCUCCCACCAAUAAUCCUGGACGCUGGCUACUUUAUGCCCAAUAGGUUAUUCUUCGACCACUUGGGUACAAUACUUCUGUUCGCCGUUGUUGGAACAGUGUUCAAUACAUUGACUAUUGGUCUAUCCCUCUGGGCGUGUGGACAAACAGGCAUGUUUGCAUUCCAAACCCCGCUAUUGGACAUGUUACUGUUCGGAGCUUUAAUAUCGGCUGUGGACCCGGUCGCCGUGUUGGCUGUGUUCGAAGAAAUUCAUGUAGACGAAAUCUUGUAUAUAGUAGUGUUUGGAGAAUCCCUUUUGAACGACGCAGUAACCGUCGUUUUAUAUCACAUGUUCGAGGCUUAUACUGAAAUGGGACCAUCAAAAUUGAUGUAUACAGACUUUCUCGCCGGUUUCGGGUCAUUUAUAGUAGUUGCCUUCGGUGGGACAUGUAUUGGGGUGGUGUGGGGUUUUGCAACUGGCCUCGUAACACGCUUCACCAAUGAAGUUAGAGUUAUUGAACCAAUUUUCAUCUUUGUAAUGGCGUAUCUAGCGUAUUUAAACGCUGAAAUGUUUCAUAUGAGCGGGAUACUUGCAAUCACAUUUUGCGGGAUCACAAUGAAGAAUUAUGUCGAAGGAAAUAUAUCGCACAAAUCUCACACAACAAUUAAAUAUACGAUGAAAAUGUUGUCAUCAUCAUCGGAAACUAUUAUUUUUAUGUUCCUCGGGGUUGCCACUGUCAAUAAUAAUCAUGUUUGGAACACUUGGUUUGUUCUAUUGACCAUAGUUUUCUGUUCCGUGUUUCGUAUUAUAGGAGUGUAUAUAUUAAGCGCCGUAGCAAAUAAGUUUAGAUUGCACAAAUUAAAAACUGUUGAAAAGUUCGUCAUGUCUUACGGAGGUUUAAGGGGUGCGGUGGCAUUUGCAUUGGUGCUAUUAAUAGACCCAAAAGUGGUGAAACUGCAACCCAUGUUUGUGACGACCACUAUAGCGGUUAUCUAUUUCACUGUCUUCAUACAAGGCAUCACGAUUAAACCAUUGGUGAAGAUACUCAACGUGAAAACUGUGGAGAAACGCAAACCGACAAUGAACGAGAGGAUUCAUGAAAGGUUUAUGGAUCACCUCAUGGCAGGCAUUGAAGAUAUUUUAGGAAAACAUGGCAAUCACCAUAUACGUGAUAAGUUCAAGAGGUUCGAUAAUCGGUUUAUAAGGCCAUUUUUACUACGUAAUUAUCAGGGUGCCGAGCCAAAGAUUCUAGAGACAUAUUCCAAGUUGGCCAUGAGAGAUGCCAUAGAGUACAUGCAGAGAAACGCCUCAACCAUUGGAAACAUCUCCGGCGCUGAGUCAAUGUCGGCUAUAUUUAAGAAUUAUACUAAUGCCAAUUUAAAUGGAAGUCCAAGUUUCAGUCAAUUAGAUUCGUCUACGUGGAACAUAGACAUGCAGGAAUUGGAAUAUAAUCCGUCCAAAAAGGAUCUGACCGAUGCCAGAAUUCACCACCUACUCGCUGAAGAGUUGUGUAAACCUUAUAGACGGCAUCGUCGUUUGAGCUACAGCCGUCACGCUGUGAACGACCGCGAUUUGGGCAUGCAAGUGAAUUACAAAACGCACAUGAAUAUACGUCGAUUAGUCGGUGACAGAAAACAUCACCACAAGCGCAGUAAGCGUGGGAAACAGGUAAGGGAUGGCAAAAAUGUCUCCUUCCCUGAAUUCCAGCAAAAUGGUUCGGCCAAACAGUUCACGCACGGUAAAAAAAAGUAUUAUAGAUUAGAUUAUAUUGAUGAAGUGUUGCAAGAAGAUGAUGAGACUCCACGGCGAGAUGAUGAUGGUGGUAUAACCUUCACUGCCAAAUCUCCACCUGGAUUUAAAGAAGUCAGUCCCACGUCCUCUCAUAAGGAAAAUAGUAGUUCUCUCCUGAACCAAUUAGCAAAUUUGCCCGGAUUUAACCCUUUGAAGGCAAGGAUCGUUAAACAAUACGUUAAGACCCCAGAGGAAAUUCUACCGACGGCUGUUGAAAAGUCAUUACCAUGGAGAAGAGACCGAUCUACUUACAACUUUGUACCUAACGAAGAUAUACUUGAAGAAGAUGAAAGGAGAAUGUCGGAUGACACCGAUACAUACAUGGCUGUGAUCGAACAAGCGAGAGUGGCUACCCCAACAGCAACGGAAACCAUGUUGCCAUGGAAACGAGAUGACACAGAGGGUAGCGGCGCCCUUAAACAAUCCGAAUUCCCCUCUUGGGCCUCUAAUAAAGAGUAUCUGGCUUACAGUUCACCCUCGGCUACAUUUUUGGGUGGAAUAGAGAAGCCAAAACAUCCAAAAUCUAUCAUAGGUCUAUUCCGAAGAGAGAGUUGUAGCUCGACCCAGGGUGGAGGGGAGACACUUUUGUCAGAUUCAGAGGGAAAAGCUGAUUCUCUCAAGGGCGAUAGUUCGUCUUCAAAGGGUGAACCUUCAUCGGCGAGGCAUGCACCCAGCAUGCUGUCAAAAAGAAGUACAAGCCUUGGUGGACCAAGUGUGUUGUUAAUGGAGGAUGUGUCUCAUUCAGACCCAUUAGGGGCGUCAUCCAGACCUGCAAAUAUACUGCAAGGUCCACAUCGGGGACAAUGUAGAAGAGGAUCUAUGUUGGAGCUUACUGGAUCCCUAUCAAGAGAUGCCAUCACCGAAGAGAAAUGUAGCAAGUCCUUACCCGAGAGUGAGCGAAUGGGUAUCCGCCGCCUGGCUUUAGGCCAGCAAACCCUACCACGCGAUUCUUUCAGCCGGCAGCAUACCCUCACCUCAAACCUAACCAGCUCAUCAUCAGACGACUCUUCCGAUGAGAACACCUGAGUAUCAAGACGUGGUGACCAAGAUAGGUUACCACUACUUAAAUAUAGGACUUUGGAAUAAAGAAUUGCAUUUGCAUUUACCACGCUAGACUAGCAUUACAUUGCGCAGACGCAAUUAUUAAAUUUUAGACUUAAUAGCACGUUCAAUGAUAGAAGAUUGAAAAAAAUUUUUAUAGCAAUUUAUUUAUUUUACAGGCUUAGUAAAAAAAAUAUGGUUUCUCUGCGAAAUUAUGAACUGCAUUACAGCAACCGGUCCAUGCUGGUUUCUUAAGAAAGAGAACUUAAACUAUAUAUAUUUAAUUAUUAAUAGUUUUUUUAGCUAGAACCGGAACGUUUAAUCUUAUAUUAUUAAACCUAGUAAUGUUGAGCAUUAAGAAAAAAAUAUAGUAAUGUAGCUAAUGUAAUUUGUCCUGUAAAUAUGUUAUUGCUUAGAAACAUAUUUUAUCGUAGUUACCGAAAACUGUUAAAAAUUAUUUACAAGUUACAGAACUAUGUGAUAUUAUUACAAUCUGUCGGGUUUUUGAAGGCAAAAUUUCUUUUCCAAGCUUAGUUUUCAAGUGAAUCAACAGUAUUUUUCUAUAACUCUUUGUAAUGUGCGUUGACUAAAGAAUAGGUGAAGUAGACAAUUUAGGUAGUAUGUUAAAUUAUUGUAAUUAAAGGGACUUGCCAAUGACAAUACACAAUUAGAUUAAUUAUUGUAAUCUUUAUUUAACUUAUCUUAGAAAGGAGUGCUUAACUGUUAAUUUGUUUGGGCGGUAAAGUUUUACCAGAAACAGAAGACAAGUUCUAGCUCAUAGAUAAUGUUUGAAUUUCGGAAAAACGCGCGCGGUACAAGGGAAAGGUAUAUAAUCUGUGUAACUACAAGUCGUCGGAAAUAUCUGCGAACCUGGCUUAAUGACGUCAUACAAACUGGAGAGAUAGCAAAAAAAUUGAAGAUGUAAAAAUAAAAAAUAUUUUAUUUGUGUA